Molecule: messenger RNA, 4699 nt
Organism: Vombatus ursinus (common wombat)
Lineage: Eukaryota; Metazoa; Chordata; Mammalia; Diprotodontia; Vombatidae
Gene: MICU3
Product: mitochondrial calcium uptake family member 3
Exons: 8
Coding region: 1547-2701 (384 amino acids)
Biological process (GO): calcium import into the mitochondrion; mitochondrial calcium ion homeostasis
Cellular component (GO): uniplex complex
Molecular function (GO): calcium ion binding
Source: RefSeq, a predicted model, not a curated record
ACUGUCUCACAGCGGGGGAGUUUUUGCUGAGAAAGAAGUGAUGAGUGCCAUGAGGAACAGGCACACAAGGAAAUCUCAUUUAGAUCCCGAGAGCACCUGCAACACACUGCAAGAGUUUUUAAAUACUUACUGCAUGGGACUGUUUAGUGACUUCAUGAUUUUACUGCUCUGAAUUGAUCGCCAUGGUCAGAUAUCAUGCUCAGGUUGGAGGGCAGGGUAGAGAGACAAGACUGAAGGUGCCACUUCCUGCCACAGACUAGCAUUGCAUGCCAUAGUGUUGCUCGUCAGACGGAGGCUCAGUGGCCUCAACACAGCCUUUGGUUUUUCCCAACUGGCUGAACUCUCCUAGCCAUCUGGACCCCUCGGUGAAUCCAUCAGGUUGUCUCUGCACUGCCCUCCUCCUUUUCUUUCCGAGGUCCUCAUCUCCUUCUCCCCUUGCUGUCAUGCUUUGCCAUACCCACCUUUGGAUGGCUCCCACCAUUCCACAUCGUCCACUCUACUCCCAGGCUACUCAGGGAACUGGAAGGAGGCACAAAGCCACGCUGGUUAGGCCUGCUCCCCAUUUAUUGCACAUUCUCCAUGGGGCCUCCCCUAGAGCAUUCCUCCCUAAUUGGUUCAUUAUCCCCAAUACAAAAAGUGACUCUUCUCUUGUCCUCCUUCAAACCUCCCAUGGCUCUCCCCGUCCUACAAUGUCAGGUAUGUUUAUCCAUGUCACUGUAUCGUGAUUACUGUGAGGGCUGGCACGCUCUUCAAUACUGGGCGGUCACAGACUCAUGGGCUCCUACCCUCCUGUGCCCCAUCAAUGAGAGGUACCCAGCCUGUGUGGGAAGACUGCAGGUAGGGGGAGGCAGCCGUGGUGGGAGAGCAUUCCUGCCAUCUAAACAGACUUGUGACCCUGUAAACUCUGCUGAUUUGGAGCCAGGUAAAGUAAGGGCAGUGUCUCUGACACAUAGCAGGCUGUGGGCUGUUGGAAAAUCUUGGCCUUUGGGAUCGCUGUCCCAGCUCCUUCAGGCAGUCUUCAUGUCAUACAAUUUCCAGGCUUCUUAUCUUCCUGCGCAGUGCACUGAGGACAUACCCACCUUGUCACUUGGAUGCCCAGAACUGAGCACAGUGCCCUGGUGGGCCCCGGCCAGGGCAGGUCAGAGCAGGACCCUGAUCACACCCUGAUUCUAGACACCACAUCCCUAUUAACACAAUCUAGAAACUUUGAGGGAAAGGACAGAACCCCUCCCACUUCAGCGCUAUAAAGGUGCUCUCCUUACACUGACACAGAUAGCAGCUCCCUUCACCCUGUAGCAGAAGUUCUCAGGCAUUUCUGUGGCUAAAAGAAUCCACCAGCCUGUCACUUAUCCAGCGAUGACCCUCUCUGAGGGGUCCAUCUAGGCUGGUUCCUCAGGCAUCUGCAAUCAUCCCCCAGCCUUGGACCUUGCUGCCUGACCUCAGGCUUCAAGUGCCCCAAGUGGCCUCUGGACUGGGGUGAAGCAUCAGAGCGGGGCUUGGGGGGGGGUGGCGCUUCUCAGAGUAAGCAAACAAACAGCAACAACAAAUGCCCCACAGAUCUGGUGAAAUCUUCCCAGUUACACUCCAACAUAAAGGACACGUCGUCACUGUCAUCGUCUAUGCGUAUAUGUAUGUGUGCAUGCAUAUCAGUGUAUUUUACAUACAUGUGCAUGUGUGUGUUCUGACCUGUAUCCCACCAAUCAGCACCUGGUGUAUGUGUCUGCAGUGUAAGGGAGCCCUGAGGGGUCUCUGUGACCUGCCCAGCCUGUCGGAGUCAGAAGCCCUGCAGACUGACCGAGGCCAGCUCUCUCUUGGUGGGGCUCCUCCCCGGGUCUGCAGCAGGAGAGAUGGCUGGGGGACUUUGGCCAAGCAUUCGAUCUUCCACCCCCUGGAAGGUGCAGCAUUUCUUCCUUCAGAGGCUGUGACUCCCAGAAUGGGUUCUCUGAAGAUCAGCAGGGAUCCCUCACCUUGGGGAGAUCCCUUUGAGAAUCACCCCAGUGAGGUACUUAAAACAGGAGAACUCAUCUCCAGAAGCUACUGGGAUACGCUGAGACGGAACACGAGCCAGGCCCUCUUUUCAGAUCUUGCCGAGCGUGCUGAUGACAUCACAAAUUUAGUGUCAGAUACUACGCUGCUUGUACACUUUUUUGGAAAGAAAGGAAAAGCUGAGCUCAACUUUGAAGACUUUUACAGAUUUAUGGACAAUCUGCAAACAGAGGUUCUGGAAAUUGAAUUUCUUUCCUAUUCCAACGGCAUGAACACCAUCAGUGAGGAAGACUUUGCCCGCAUUCUGUUGCGAUACACAAAUGUGGAAAACACAGCCGUGUUUUUGGAUAAUGUGCGCUACAAUAUGAUAGAAGAAAAGGGUAUCACAUUCGACGAAUUCCGGUCCUUCUUCCAGUUUCUGAACAACUUGGAGGAUUUCGCCAUUGCCCUGAACAUGUACAACUUUGCAAGUCGCUCUAUAGGGCAAGAUGAAUUCAAGCGUGCCGUCUACGUGGCCACCGGCCUGAAGCUCUCGCCCCAUCUGGUGAACACCAUCUUCAAGAUCUUUGAUGUUGACAAAGAUGACCAGCUGAGUUACAAAGAAUUUAUCGGCAUCAUGAAAGAUCGGCUGCAAAGAGGAUUCCGGGGCUACAAAACGCUUCAGAGAUACCCAACCUUCAAAUCCUGCCUGAAGAAGGAACUCCACAGCAGAUAGGUACUCCCCAGGGGCUGCGUAGAGGAUGAUUGCCCUGUCUGAGUGACCUGGUCAGACUUGCCAGAGCAUGCAGAAACCGUUCCACAGUCAGAAGAUGCUGAGAUAGGAAGAGGAGAGAUGAAAACCUUCAGGAACAACCUGGUCUGUUUGUCCUCAAUCUGUGUCCGCAGGAGCCGAGUGCAGGAGAUGCCCAGCCUGCCAGCCGUGGUUCACUGACUCGCUCUCCAUGCACUUCUUCCCAUUCCCUUCUUGAGGCGACAUGAAGUUUAAGGAGGAUCGGCUGAGGAGCGUGGGGAAGACGCAUGUCCUUCGUGUUUGUCUAUUUAUUUAUUUACUUCCGGGCGAUUUGCCCAUCAAGGAAAACAACAGGUGCCUCGUGGACUAGGGGGCAAUGAAGGAAGAAGCGUCUGUGGGGUCUCAGGGAAGGGCACUCACUCUUUUGGGUGGCUGGUGCGCGUCCCUCGGGCCCAGGUCUCCACACACAGGGGUUGAGGUCCAUGCUGGUCAAGCCUCGUUCUAUCCUGAUAAGCCUCGGCCACGAGCUGUGAUGCACCGUGGACUUUGAGAGAGCUGCAUGAAGGGGUCUCGUUGUGGGAAUCACAAGAAACCCUUGUGCUGCCCCACCCCCCCACCUCCCAAUCAUGCCUGUGUGCCUGACAUCCUAGCUCUCCAACGAGCCCUUGUAGUGGUCAGGGCCUCUGCAGCAUGCUCCUGCCCCCGGAGGCAGGUUGUCCUUCUGUCCUGGACUGCAUGAAAAGAACUCAUUUCUGUUCAGGUUAGAGUUAGCCUAGAAUGAAUACAAUUUGGUUGGAAAGAAUGUUUGUGUCAUUCUAUUUAUUGGUAAUAAAUUAUUCUUUCUUGGAAAAGGACCACAUGUAACAGCAGGGCCUGCAGCAGGGCCCACAACAAGGUUGUUUUUAGGUAACCACUAAAAAUCUAGAUGUAGGAUUUAUUAUUCUUAAAACAAUCUGCCUUUAAAGGACAGAAGAGUGAAUCUCUUUUAAGAACAAUGAAAAUUCACUUUGCAAACAGAAGAAAGAAUUUGAUGCUUCUUGAUUGAUUAUUUCAAGUCUGUUCAUUAAUGAAAUGCUCCCCCUUGAUCACCGUAGAAAAAUGCCACUGAAAGCUUUGCAUGCUGUGUAAGAAGCUCCUGUGAGAUACUGUCUUAGCUCUGGGGUGAUUAGCUCUCCAGAUUUUGUGUUGUUUUCAUAGAUGAAAAUCUGCAAUGCCAGUUUUACUUUUUAGCCAUUAACUUCACUUUAACUGUAAGGAUUUUAUCAGGGUGGUCCCUUCUUCCACCAAUCCAGAUGACCAAUGGCUGGCGCUCUGACUUUGGCUAGCUCCCUCACCCAGAGCUUGCUGUCCUCUGCACUGGUCUAGGAAGGGGCAAAUCUGAAAUGUAAGGGUCCCCUUGCUUUGGUUCCACUUGCACAUUUAAAAUAUAAUUUGGGAAUUUGGUUCAAGGCCUAAGGAGUGAAUGAAAAGCUCCUGCUGUUCCACAUGAGGUGAGUACCCCUAGGUCCAGCUUAACUUAGAUGAAGUUGUUCCCAGUGUUAGCUCUUGGUGGGAAACAUGAUGCUGGGUAAGGCACCCCGUGGCUACUCUGCCCCAUGCCCGAGAGAAAGCCUGGCCUUUGGGCAGUGUGGCCCACGGCAGCAGCCCCCGAGCCAGCCCAGAAGGCAGAGCAAGCACCAGUGAAAUCGGCUCUCUGUCAUGUCUCACCGCAAGGAAGGAGAUGAGUGUCUGUCUGUGUGUAAGACUGCCGUGUAAUAUACUAUGUGAAUAAGCAAAAUCCUGCCAGAAACCUCAGGAAAGGCUAGUCUUCUGCUGAUUACAGUGUAUCUCUGUGUGCUAGCAACACUUGCCUCUAUACAAUCCUUCAUGGAAAGAUUGCCAUCAGAUCCCCGUGUCAAACCCUAGCAUCGCGUUGGACAGAACUCCCGGGUUCUCAAUGUCACGUCAUGAAAUAAAAGUCUGAAGUGACGUCUCUGAAUCACC